GUUGUUCUUUGGGUGCUUGAACCUCCCGAUGUCAACUCCACUUUUCUUGGACAUGUUCGACGGAUCAUAUAUACUCAACCUCACAGACCCACAUCAAGUAGCAUCAUUGGUCUAGUGGUAGAAUUCGUCGUUGCCAUCGACGAGGCCCGUGUUCGAUUCACGGAUGAUGCACAGAUCUUCUUUUUGCUUGGCUUCGCUUGGCUACAAACUGAAGUCAGCAUCAUUGGUCUAGUGGUAGAAUUCGUCGUUGCCAUCGACGAGGCCCGUGUUCGAUUCACGGAUGAUGCACAAGACUUGACCAGUUCUUCUUUUUUCAUGUUUUGA
This is a messenger RNA of Penicillium manginii, 324 nucleotides long. RefSeq lists its product as uncharacterized. The record is from RefSeq and is a predicted model, not a curated record. The transcript has 2 exons. NCBI's taxonomy places the organism in Eukaryota, Fungi, Ascomycota, Eurotiomycetes, Eurotiales, Aspergillaceae. The annotation marks the transcript as partial.